This is a messenger RNA of Podarcis raffonei (Aeolian wall lizard), 915 nucleotides long. RefSeq names its product paired box 4 (gene PAX4). The coding region runs from base 1 to 915 and encodes 304 amino acids. Gene Ontology annotation, biological process: regulation of transcription by RNA polymerase II; anatomical structure development. The transcript is spliced from 6 exons. Gene Ontology annotation, molecular function: DNA-binding transcription factor activity, RNA polymerase II-specific; RNA polymerase II cis-regulatory region sequence-specific DNA binding. The record is from RefSeq and is a predicted model, not a curated record. Lineage: Eukaryota; Metazoa; Chordata; Lepidosauria; Squamata; Lacertidae.
AUGCAGCUGAGCACCAGACUCCGGACGGCCCCAGAAGAAACCCCUUCCUUGCCUGCUCUCUGGGGGACAGCCAGGGGUGUAAGCCAUCUCUUUGGGCUGUUUGCAGGGACCAGUGGCGUGAACCAGCUGGGGGGGCCCUUCGUGAACGGCUGCCCCCUGCCCAACUUCAAGAGGAAGAGAAUUGUUGAGCUGGCUUCGUGUGGGCUGCGUGCUUCAGACAUCUCCCGUCACUUGAAGGUUUCCAACGGCUGUGUCAGCAAGAUCCUCACCCGCUACUACCAGACGGGGGCCGUCCAGCCAAAGGGCGUGGGAGGGAGCCGCCCUCGGACAUCAACGCCGGAGGUUGUGGCCCGAAUUGCCCAGCUGAAGUGGGAACAGCCGUCCCUCUUUGCCUGGGAGAUUAGAGGGAAGCUGCAGGCGGAGGGGGCCUGCGCUGCCAACAAGAUGCCCAGUGUGUCCUCCAUCAACCGAAUCCUUAGAAGUCUGCCAGCGGGGAUGCCCUUCGCAGAGCAGGCUGCCUUCCUCAAGCCUCUGCAGUCAGGUCUCACCUUGCCUUGGGAGAGGAGUCCCCAGGGUUCAGAGGGCGGGACAGAGGCCCCGGCUCCCCCCGAGGGGCUGCAGGAGGUGGCGAGGCCCCCCGCAGCAGGCAAGCCAGGCAGGAACAGGAGUCGCACUGUCUUCUCCAAGCAGCAGCUGGAGGUCUUGGAACAAGCAUUCCAGAGAGGGCCGUAUCCAGAGACGGCUGCCCGGGAGGAGCUGGCUUCUGCUACUGGGCUCCCAGCUGACACCAUCAGAGUUUGGUUCUCAAAUCGGAGAGCGAGGCAACAGCGAGAGGCCAAGGCUACGCUGGACACGGGACACGCAGGUUCUGGCCUGACCCCCUCCCCAAUUCCAGGUGUUCUUGUCCUGCCCUAA